This is a messenger RNA of Lates calcarifer (barramundi perch), 2444 nucleotides long. Its product is annotated as pyridoxal kinase. Lineage: Eukaryota; Metazoa; Chordata; Actinopteri; Centropomidae. The transcript is spliced from 11 exons. Gene Ontology annotation, cellular component: cytosol. The record is from RefSeq and is a predicted model, not a curated record. Gene Ontology annotation, biological process: pyridoxal 5'-phosphate salvage. The coding region runs from base 194 to 1129 and encodes 311 amino acids. Gene Ontology annotation, molecular function: pyridoxal kinase activity.
UGUCCUUACACUUGCCUGAGGAAAAAAACAGUAAAUGUCACGAGCAGCGGCGCGCCUUCUGUCCUUUAAUGUUUGAGUUAUUCGUCACAUGCUAAGUUUCCACGUGUCAGAGCCAGUGCACGUUUUCACGCCGUAGUUUCACGUCUGUUGUCUUUGUCCGGUGGUCUUAAACGCAGUUAGUGAAGCUGUGGUGAUGGAGUGUCGUGUGUUGUCCAUUCAGAGUCAUGUUGUCAGGGGAUACGUUGGGAACAAGUCGGCAACAUUCCCGCUGCAGGUGCUGGGCUUUGAAGUGGACUCUAUCAACUCUGUCCAGUUCUCCAAUCACACAGGCUACGCCCACUGGAAGGGACAAGUACUGACAGCAGAGGAGCUGAAUGUGCUGUAUGAGGGUAUCAAGCUCAAUAAGGUGAAUCACUAUGACUACAUCCUCACAGGUUACAGCAGAGACACUUCCUUCUUAGAGAUGGUGGUUGACAUUAUUCAGGAACUAAAGAAAGCCAAUCCUAGCCUGGUAUAUGUUUGUGAUCCUGUCAUGGGAGACCACGGUGCUAUGUACGUACCAGAGAACCUGCUGCCAGUCUACAAGGACAAAGUAGUGCCUUUGGCCGACAUCCUCACUCCCAACCAGUUUGAAGCAGAGCUAUUAACUGGGAAGAAAAUUAACACAGAGGAAGAUGCUGUUGAGGUGAUGGACUUACUUCAUAAAAUGGGUCCAGAGACUGUGGUCCUCACUAGUACAGACCUGCCCUCAAAGCAGGGGGACCAGUUCCUGGUGGCCCUUGGGAGCCAAAAAAUAGUAAAACCAGAUGGGACCAACACCAGUCAGAAAAUCUGCAUGGACAUCCCCAAAGUGGAUGCUGUAUUUGUGGGGACAGGAGACCUGUUUGCUGCUAUGCUGCUAGCCUGGACUCACCAUCACCCUAAGGACCUAAAGGCUGCCUGUGAAAAGACUGUGUCAGUGAUGCACCACGUCAUAAAGAGGACAAUUACUUAUGCCAAUGAGAUUGCUGGUCCCGGAAAAAGGCCCAGUCCUGCACAACUGGAGCUGAGGAUGGUUCAGAGCAAGGCCGACAUUGAGAAUCCUGCAGUUGUAGUGGAAGCUAAGGUUUUACAAAAGUCCUCACACUGAUGGCACAGUGAUGUUUCCGGGAACAUUCAUGUCGCGCUGGUACAAAUCAGUUUCAGAUCUGGGCAGUCCGCCAGACACAUGUAGGAUUUUCACAUCAAAGACUGUCACAUGUCUCUGUCUCUGCUCAACUAUGUUUUCAAGAGAGGUCAGCAGGAUUUGUUGUAUGUACAUUCUGCUCUCAAACAUACUGGAAUCACUGCCAUGUGUCUGUACUAUGGCCGGGGUAGACAUCAUCUGCCCUUCAAAAGAAAAAAGGACAUUAGCCAAUAGUGUUUAGGUUUAAAGAUAGAAUAAGUGUACUUGAAUUGUACUUACUAUGGUGAAAAUUAUUACCUGCUAUAAAACAUUUCAUCUCAGUUAAGAUGAGUAGAAAAUACACAAAAGCCAGUGAUGCAUGCAUGACCAUGCCUCUACUUGUUUUGGCUUUGAUAACACUGUAGGUCUGACCUCAUCACGUGUACUUAAAGUGAGUUUGCAUUAUAAGCACAUCUGUAUACUGUCUAUAAUAUUAUCAAAAACAUAAUGUGUUAGGCCAGAAGUAACACAUAAUGCCAAAGCAAGGGUGUAAAUGGCAUCUGGUUAAGAUUUCAUAACAGUUAAAUCAGAUUCAAAGAGUAUUUUAUUGCAUUGUGACUUUUCUGAAAUGAUUAUAAUAUAAAGAUAUGAAUGCAUGCAGUGUGCUUAUAUUGCACUUGGGUGUUUAUUCACGCACUUUAAGUAAAAGUAAGUAACCUUACACAAUCAGAUUGGAUGCAUUAUAAGUGCUUAGAUAUAUAAGGUAGCUCCCAUCUAAAGCAGAUAGUAUGUAGUCCAUACAGUUUCAUCACACCAAUUUAUUUGACCUUGUUUUGUUUUAGAGAAAUUGUAACUUUACUGAUAAUCAUGAAAGUAGCUAAUGUUUAAAACUGUUCUUUUAAAAAAAGAUUGAAGAUGUCUUUCACCUCCUUUUUUAAUUAUGCAAUGAUUUCUUGAACAAGCAGAUGUGUAACAUGUUAGAUCCAUGUCUUAAACAUCUCAAAUUGAGGUAUUUGCACAGAUAAUCUUUAAUAUAUUUACUAAUGGUCAUUGUUUUCAUUUUUUCAUUUUUGACUUUUGUCAUAUCUCAAGAAAAGAGUUGGUUAUGAGAGACCAUGCUGUAUAAUAGCCUUAACGGGGUUAGGAAGAAAAAACAUUGGUUGUGAAUGUUUUUGUGUACCAAUGUAAUAGUAGAUCUUCACACAUAACGCUAGAGAGUCAAGUGCCAAACCUUGAGCUGCUGGUCUGAAAUAGAUCAAUAUAAGAACAGAAAUAAUAAAUUAUUAAUCUUUUACUAAAA